Sinocyclocheilus rhinocerous is the source of this 954-nucleotide messenger RNA. Its product is annotated as laminin subunit alpha-1-like. NCBI's taxonomy places the organism in Eukaryota, Metazoa, Chordata, Actinopteri, Cypriniformes, Cyprinidae. Bases 1 to 954 code for a protein of 317 amino acids. Gene Ontology annotation, biological process: camera-type eye development; tissue development; animal organ morphogenesis. The record is from RefSeq and is a predicted model, not a curated record. Gene Ontology annotation, cellular component: basement membrane. The transcript is spliced from 6 exons. Gene Ontology annotation, molecular function: extracellular matrix structural constituent.
AUGGUUUGUGUGGUUGGUUCUCAGGUGGAGCACAGAGACGGCGUUCUCCUUCGAUCUCUCCAGAGCUCCAGCAUCUUCACGUCUCUCGUCUCAGACGACAACCUCAUCGUCUCUAAUGUCUCAGCGUCCGCAGGAGUCCUGUCUGUGUGGUCAUGGGCCGCGCCGGAGUCCUUCCUCAACAACAAGGGCUGCGCACACAACACCACGGGGCCUCACUGUGAUCAGUGUCUGCCAGGUUUCUAUGGUGACGCCAACGAAGGAACGCCAGACGACUGCCAGAGAUGCUCCUGCCCACUGACACUGGCGUCUAACAAUUUUAGCCCCACGUGUGUGCUGCAGCGUGCCGGUGAGUUCACCUGUGAUCAGUGCCAGCUGGGAUACGCCGGAGCCAAGUGUGAGAGGUGUGCUGACGGUUACUAUGGCGACCCCGCGGAGCCGGGCCAGCGGUGUUUGGCGUGUGAGUGUAACGGUAACGUGGAUCCGGCUGAAGCGGGUCACUGCGACGGACGCAGCGGAGAGUGUCUGAAGUGUUUGGGUCACACGGCGGGUCUGCACUGCGAGCGCUGCGCCGACGGCUUCUACGGAGACGCCGUGACCCUCAAAAACUGCCAGGCCUGCGGUUGCCAUGGUGACGGCUCUCUGUCCACCGUGUGUCACGUGAUCACGGGUCAGUGUGAGUGUAAGGCUCACGUGAUCGGACAAACCUGCGGCCGCUGUCAGGCGGGUUAUUACGGCAUCAGCAGCGGCAAUGGCUGCAGACUGUGUGAAUGUAACCAAUCAGGCGCUCUGUCUGCGUCAUGUGACGAGGAGGGGCGGUGCCAGUGCAUCACCGGGGUGACGGGUGAUAAAUGUGAUCGCUGUGAGCGCGGAUACUACAGCUUCACCGAGAGCGGAUGCACACGUAAGGACAGCAGACACGUGUUAAUGUUCAUGACAUGCACUGAUGCACAAUGA